AUGGUUGUAUCGAAAGAAUUAAAAAGCCGCCCCAAUGAGGAGAUCAAGAAAUGGGAGCCAGAGGCUUUUGGCAAAUGUCCAUUUUCUUCCAUUAGGCUGCGUAACUUCAAGGAUGAGUCGACUUUCCAAGACACCCUCCAUCACAAGGCUGUAAAGAAAGUGCCAUGCAAGUCGAGUGUCUGCCAUGGAUCCGUCAUGUUUCCAAAGUCCUUGCUGCGCGCUCCUUCGGACUCUCUUCCCAACGGCGGUGAACUUUUGGUGCAAGCGCUUGACUUCGUCAAUCAAUUUUACAAUUCAUUGAAAAGUUACAGAGUGGAGGAGCGCUUGGCCCGGAUUGAGCAGGUCAGUGCUGAGAUUGAAGCUACUGGCACAUAUGAGCUGACCACAGAUGAGUUGGCCUUUGGAGCUAAACAGGCGUGGAGAAAUGCCCCCCGAUGCAUUGGAAGGAUACAGUGGUCCAAUCUACAGGUGUUUGAUGCUCGGAAGUGUACCACCAGCAAGGGCAUGUUUCAGCACCUUUGUGAGCAUCUCCAGUUUGCCACCAAUGGAGGAAAUAUAAGGUCUGCGAUCACAAUAUUCGCCCAGAGAACUGACGGGAAGCACGACUUCCGUGUGUGGAACAGCAUGCUUAUCAAGUACGCUGGUUAUCAAAUGCCAGAUGGGACCAUACGCGGAGAUCCUGCCACUCUGGACUUCACUAAGAUAUGUAUUCGCCUUGGGUGGACUCCGAAAUAUGGGACAUUCGAUGUUCUACCACUGGUUCUGCAGGCCAAUGGAGAGGACCCGGAGGUCUUUGAGAUACCACCCGAGUUGGUUUUGGAGGUUCCCUUGGAACACCCACAAUAUGACUGGUUUAAGGACCUCCAGCUCAGGUGGUAUACCGUGCCUGCAGUGACCAACAUGUUGCUAGAGAUCGGUGGACUGGAGUUCUCGGCCUGCCCCUUCAGCGGCUGGUACAUGGGCACAGAGAUUGGAGUAAGGGAUUUGUGUGACACCCGGCGCUACAAUAUACUGGAGCAAGUUGGUCGUAAGAUGGGCUUGGAAACUCAAAGGCUCUCGUCUCUUUGGAAGGACCAGGCCCUACUGGCUGUCAACAUCGCUGUUCUUCACAGUUUCCAGAAAAACAAGGUGACCAUCACGGAUCACUAUUCAGCCUCCGAGUCCUUCAAGCAGCACCUGGAGACAGAGUACCGUGUCCGUGGAGGGUGCCCCGCUGACUGGGUCUGGUUGGUUCCACCCAUGUCAGGUUCUCUCACGACUGUCUUCCACCAGGAAAUGGCCAACUACAUCCUUUCACCGUUCUACUACUACCAGCCUGAGGCCUGGGAAACACAUGUCUGGAAAGAUGAGAGCAAGAAACUGAAGAAAAGAGAAAUCCACUUCUGUGCUGUGGCCAGAGCAGCACUCUUCACCGUGUUGCUGAUGCGGAGAGCCAUGGCCCUGCGUGUGCGCUCCACUGUGCUGUACGCCACAGAAACCGGGAAGUCACAGACUCUGGCCAAAAACCUCAACUCCAUGCUCAGCUGUGCCUUCAACUCCAGGCUGCUGUGCAUGAAAGAUUACGUCAUCAGUGACCUUGAAAAAGAGAGCCUACUUCUUAUGGUGACCAGCACUUUUGGAAGUGGAGACUGCCCAGAGAAUGGAGAGAGUUUCAAAAAGGCCCUCUUCAGUCUGCAAUCCCUUGGAAAUAAAUUCAGAUACUGUGUAUUUGGCCUGGGUUCUCGCAUGUACCCCCAGUUCUGUGCCUUUGCCCAUGCUUUGGACGCCAGGUUGGCACUCCUUGGGGCCAAGUGUUUGCUCCCCGUUGGAGAGGGAGAUGAGCUGAAUGGGCAGGAAGACUCAUUCCGUGCUUGGGCACAACAGGCUUUACAGGAGGCUUGCAAGGAAUUCAGAAUACAGGGUCAGCUCUCUGUCCUGGAAGGACCUUCAGACACCUGGGAUCCUCAUAGAUACAGGGUGCAGCAUGACAACAACCAGUUGGACCGCGUCAGAGCAUUGUCAGAGAUACACUCUAAAGCUGUGAUCCCGAUGAAGCUGAAAAGGAAAGAAAACUUACAAAGUGCCUGGUCCAGUCGCUCUACAAUCUUGGUGGAACUGGAGCAAGAGAGUGGGGCAGGGCCUUUAGAGUUUGUCCCAGGUGACCACGUGGGAGUAUUUCCAGGGAACCCUGCAGAGCUGGUGACAGGGAUCCUGAAACUCCUGACGGAUGCCCCACCUACUAACCAGAGCUUACAUCUGGAAACUCUUGCGACUUCCUCUGGCUCAGGCACGCCAUGUUGGCAGCUGGACCGGCGCAUCCCAGCAUGCCCUCUAGCACAGGCCCUCACCUACUUCCUGGACAUCACCAGCCCCCCCUCGCAGGCCCUGCUCUACAAGAUUUCUCAGAUCGCCACACAUGUCAACGACAGGCAGCAGCUUCUCACGUUAGCUAUGGACUCUGAGGAGUAUGUGCGAUGGGUGAGUUUCUACAGGCCCACGCUUCUUGAGCUCGUCCAACUGUUCCCAUCGCUGGAGCUCACAGCACCCUUCCUCCUCGCCCAGCUGCCGCUGCUGAAGCCACGCCUCUAUUCCGUUAGCUCCUACCCUGACCUUUGCCCUGAUGAGCUCCAUCUCACCGUGACUGUUGUGAACUACCAUACUCAAGAUGGGCACGGGCCACUCCAUCAUGGUGUCUGUAGCACCUGGCUAAAUACAGUCAAGGAAGGAGACUUGGUGCCUUGUUUCCUUCACAGUUCCAAAGGCUUCCACCUCCCAGACCGCAAUGUACCAGUCAUCUUGGUCGGGGCAGGGAGUGGCAUCGCCCCCUAUAGGGGAUUUUGGCAACAGUGGCUUCAUGAUCUGGAAAAGACAGGUUUUACCGGUGUGCCCAUGGGACUGGUGUUUGGCUGUCGCAGUGCGGACUUGGACCACUUGUACAAGGACGAGGUGCUGGAGAUGAAACGCAGGGGCGUGUUCAGUACCAUCAGCACUGCUUACUCACGCCAGCCCAGUCAGCCCAAGAUGUAUGUGCAAGAGGUGCUGCGGGAUUCGAUGGCUGAGGAGCUGGUCCAGGCUCUGCACCAGCGCGGGGGGCACCUGUACGUCUGUGGGAGCAUGAGCUUGGCCAAGGGGGUGGCGGACGUCGUAGAGGGCAUCUUGGUGCAUCGGCUUGGCAUCUCGGCCCUGCAGGCCUCCCAAUACCUGGCCCAACUUAAGUGUGAGAAGCGGUACCAUGAAGAUAUCUUUGGGGACAAAACAUGCAAAUGAUGUGAACUUCGUCAUCCGUUUCCACUGAUUAACAUACACAUGA
Molecule: messenger RNA, 3289 nt
Organism: Engraulis encrasicolus (European anchovy)
Lineage: Eukaryota; Metazoa; Chordata; Actinopteri; Clupeiformes; Engraulidae
Gene: nos2b
Product: nitric oxide synthase 2b, inducible
Exons: 25
Coding region: 1-3246 (1081 amino acids)
Biological process (GO): nitric oxide biosynthetic process
Molecular function (GO): flavin adenine dinucleotide binding; heme binding; FMN binding
Source: RefSeq, a predicted model, not a curated record